Messenger RNA from Megalobrama amblycephala (Wuchang bream), 2168 nucleotides. RefSeq names its product zinc finger protein 184-like. Gene Ontology annotation, biological process: regulation of transcription by RNA polymerase II. Lineage: Eukaryota; Metazoa; Chordata; Actinopteri; Cypriniformes; Xenocyprididae. The record is from RefSeq and is a predicted model, not a curated record. The transcript is spliced from 4 exons. Gene Ontology annotation, molecular function: DNA-binding transcription factor activity; RNA polymerase II cis-regulatory region sequence-specific DNA binding. Bases 285 to 1397 code for a protein of 370 amino acids.
UCAGUUUCUUCUCAGAGACCCUCCCCUGUUGACAUCGAUAAUGCUACUGCUAACCGCUAAUAACUGUAACUGUUAGUCUGUUGCUUUUGUUGUCACGGAGAGAAAAGCUGCUUAAGGAAUUAUUAAAUAACAUCUGGAUGCAUUAAUAUGUGGUAAAAGUUCUCCAGUAUGUCAGAUCUGGCCCUGUGGGUAAUCCGUAUCACACGGUGAUCACAGUUCACACCUGAGGUGAAGAGAAGGACAAACUCCAGGUGUAGCAGCUGAAAUCUGUGUGACUGUUAAAGAUGGACUUUAUUAAAGAGGAGAUUGAAGACAUGAGUGAUCCAGAACCAUCUGGAAUAAAACAUGAAGAUACUGAGGAACAAAUAGACUGGAUGGAGAUGAAACCGCAAAAACAUGAACUGAAUGAAGCAGAGGAGGAAAAGCAGAGCAUCAAAUCUCAAAGAACAAAAGAUAAUAAGCCGCACAUUUGCUCUCAGUGUGGAAAGAGUUUCACACAAAAAGGAAACCUUAAGAGACACAUAAGAAUUCACACUGGAGAAAAACCGUUUACAUGCACUCAGUGUGGAAAGAGUUUUUUCCAAGCAUCAAGUCUCAGUAAUCAUCUACGCAUUCACUCUGAAGAAAAACAGUGUGAUCAGUGUGGUAAAGAUUUUCAUUCAUCGUCACAUCUAAAACAACAUCUAAAAGUUCAUUCAGAUGAGAGGCCUCGCUUGUGUUCUUUCUGUGGAAAGAGUUUUUCAAGGCUUUAUAGUUUUAAUCUGCACCAGAAAAUACAUAAUGAAGUAAGAGAUCAUGUGUGUUGUGACUGUGGGAAGAGCUUUAUUAGAGCUGACUGUCUGAAACUGCACCAAAGAAUUCAUACUGGAGAAAGACCUUACAAGUGCUCAUAUUGUGACAAGAGUUUUGCUCGUUCUAAGAGCCUGAAAUCACACAAGCGAGUUCAUACUGGAGAGAAGCCGUACCACUGUACUCAGUGUGGAAAAAGUUUUACUCAUACAACAGCUCUCAGAAUUCAUCUGCGCAUUCACUCUGGAGAAAAGCCAUUUAACUGUGAUCAGUGUGAUAAAAAGUUUAUUUCAUCAUCACAUUUAAAAAAACACCAAAACAUUCAUUCAGAUGAGAGACCUUAUGUGUGUUCUCUCUGUGGAAAGGGUUUUUCAUGGCUGAACAAUUUUAGACAGCACCAGAAAACACAUAAUGAAGUGAAAGAUCAUGUGUGUUGUUAUUGUGGGAAGAGCUUUAAUAGAGCUGGCAAUCUGAAACAGCACCAAAGAACUCAUACUGGAGAAAAACCUUACAAGUGCUCGUAUUGUGACAAGAGUUUCACUCAUUCUGGAUCCCUGAAAUCACAUGAGCAACUUCAUACUGGAGAGAAGCCGUACUACUGUACGUAGUGCACUUGUGUAAAAAUAUGUUGCAAGUGAGCUGCAUUUGUUUUCAUGUUAAAUACAUUCAAGUAAAUAGUGUGAGAUAAUUAAAAGUUUUGUCCUAAAAGCACAAUAUUAUUUUGCCAUAUUGGUUAAAAAAACAAAUGCUUGGGAAAUCUUUUAAGACUUAAAAGUUAAAGCUUCACCAGUCUACAAGUCAUUGUUGUAGUUUAUUUCCUUUACGCUGGAUUGUGUGUAAAUAGGUCUUUCUUGAAUUAGAUGAAUUGACGUCAUUUUCUUAUUUACUAAGUGUACUAAAUUGUCUUCUGUUAGUACUUGUAAUUUUGAGAAAUAAAACGCAAACAACAUCUUGUCUGAUGUGUGUGUGUGUUUCUUUAACUUGUUUAUCCCCCCCACCCUCUUUUUCUUUUUACGUGAGUGAUACCUGUUGAAAUAGUUACAAGGAAUUGAAAGGAAAUAUGAAAUUUUGGGAUUAAAGAAAACCUGUUUAAGAUCUGCUGAUCCUACAACUUGACAUAACAUCACAAGACAAACUGAGAUCUGGUCCUGUGGGCGUCAGUAUCACACAGUGAUCACAGCUCACACCUGCAGUGAAGCUCCUCCCACAACAAUUCACCAAUAAAUACUGGGAAUAUUCACAUCAUCCUACAAGAGAAGGACAAACUCCAGGUGUAGCAGCUGAAAUCUGUGUGACUGUUAAAGAUGGAGUUUAUUAAAGAGGAGAUUGAAGACAUGAGUGAUCCAGAACCAUCCAGAAUAAAACAUGAAGAUACUGAG